Arabis nemorensis is the source of this 531-nucleotide messenger RNA. The record is from the annotation of a GenBank genome assembly. Lineage: Eukaryota; Viridiplantae; Streptophyta; Magnoliopsida; Brassicales; Brassicaceae.
AUGGCUUGUGACAAAACCGUUUAUCUCGUCGACAAGUUAACCGCUGAUAACCGGGUUUACCACAAAGCUUGUUUCCGUUGUCACCAUUGCAAAGGAACUCUCAAGCUUAGCAAUUACAACUCCUUUGAAGGAGUUCUCUAUUGCAGACCACAUUUCGAUCAAAACUUCAAGAGAACUGGAAGUCUUGAGAAAAGCUUCGAAGGGACACCAAAGAUCGGAAAACCAGAUAGACCUUUGGAGGGAGAGAGACCUGCUGGGACCAAAGUGUCGAACAUGUUUGGUGGGACAAGAGAAAAAUGCCAUGGCUGCGACAAAACCGUGUAUCCGAUUGAGAAGGUGUCGGUGAAUGGGACAUUGUACCACAAGAGCUGCUUCAAGUGUACACAUGGAGGCUGCACGAUAAGCCCUUCGAAUUACAUAGCUCAUGAAGGGAAGCUUUAUUGUAAGCAUCAUCAUAUUCAGCUGAUCAAGGAGAAAGGAAACUUGAGCCAGCUCGAAGGAGGAGAUAAGGACAAAGUCGUUGCUGCUUAA